Messenger RNA from Mytilinidion resinicola, 1638 nucleotides. RefSeq lists its product as uncharacterized. The record is from RefSeq and is a predicted model, not a curated record. The coding region runs from base 1 to 1638 and encodes 545 amino acids. The transcript is spliced from 3 exons. NCBI's taxonomy places the organism in Eukaryota, Fungi, Ascomycota, Dothideomycetes, Mytilinidiales, Mytilinidiaceae.
AUGGCCUGUGGUCCAACGGAUUUAGCCGCUCAAAAGAGACGGCGUAAAUCAUCUCAAGUUAAACCGCAACAGCAUCGGGGUACCAGCAAAGGCACGCGACGUAGUUCACGUAUCGCAGCGCAACAGUCGCGACGUAGUUCACGUAUUUCAGCGAAGCAAGAAGCACUCCAGAAAGGACUCGUCAGUACAAGAAAGCGAGCUCAAGACCCCGAGACACAUACAUCGACGGAACGGCCAAGAAAGCGUCUACAAACUAGAAAUAAUCCCCAGAUGAAGUCUGACGAAUACGCGCAGAAAAAAAAGCGUCCUCGAGAAGACGAAGUUGCGUACCCACCUGAGCCGCCCUCAAAACGAGAACGAACAUCUUCAGCGGCAUUCAACAAGGCUCGGAUCAACUUUUGGACGAAGAACAACACCUGGCCGGCAGAGGACACAAUGAAUCGUUUAGGAAAUCUUGUCAAUGAUGCGCGUGCAAGAAGACGAUCGCUUAGUCGCAAACGCUCAAACACCAGCUUGAAUACGGAGACGACCCAGACACAGAGCAACCAACAACCGCGGGACCAGACGAAUGCCCCGUAUAAUCAUCCUAUGUUUGAAGAACAACUGAAAGAUUGUGGUAGCUUUAUGGACGGUUACAAGGAAGGCAUUACUGCUGAAAGCACUAAGCUUUGCGAAGCGCUCCUAAAUGCACUGCAGCCGCCACCUGAACAUACUGUGUUCUCUGACGAUGAAAUGCAUAGGAAGACAUGCAAAAGGAUCAGAGGCGAGAACGAGACUAAGGUAAUCCGCUACAUUGCAGAGCUCAUUGUUCCUUCACCAGAGAAAAUGGCCGAUGAGGGAGCCGACCACCUAGAUAUUCUCCGAGAGACUACCAACGCAUGCUGGACUAACUCUAUCCCUUUCCUCAACCGCUCCGGUUCACGCCCUAGUCCUCGUCCGCAGCCAGAUUUUAGCGUUGGAUUCAAAAGAGAUGCUUUCAGUCGAAAACAGCUUGAGAAGCUGCAACCUUAUACCGGCGACCUACUUGUUAAUUACUCCUGGUUUGCAGCUAUAUAUAACAUGUAUCUUCCGUUUCUUUCCAGCGAAGUAAAAUGCGGAGCCGUUGGACUGGACAUUGCCGAUCGACAGAACGCUCACACUCAGUCUGUUAUCUUACGUGGUGUAUACAAACUUUUCCGCUUGGUUGGUCGAGAGAACGAGCUGCAUCGAGAAAUUAAUGGGUUUUCAAUAUCUCACAGCGAUGUGGAUGUGAGGAUUUUCGGCCACUACGCUGUUAUUAAUGGGAAUGGUGUUGAGUUUUACCGGCAUUCAAUUGCAGAAUUUAGUAUUGCACCAACGAUGGAGGAGGAUAAGAGGUGGAAAGCAAACACCUUUGUCCGCAACCUCUACGACUUGUGGGUCCCGAAGCAAUUUGAAAGACUCUGCUCCGUCAUCGACAAUUUACCGGCUGACUCGAAUUUUGAUGGCUCCGAGCAUGAUCAAGAACUGGCUUCGUCACACUCAGGGCUGUCCCAACGACUUGAGGAGUACAGCUUAGCCAAUGUGAUACCCGAUACCCAGUCAAACGAACAACCAGUUACCCCAGAAAUAACCCAAACUAGUUCCAGCAACAGCAAGAAGGCAAAGAGAAAGCAAUGA